AUGGUGCGCCACGGCGGCGCCAUCUUCGGGGCCGAGACCGGCGCCGUGGGCGCGGCCAAGGUGCUGCAUGCCCCGCUGGGGCUCGAGAAGCUUAAGACGGCCGGCGAGUCCUCCGUCAAGGGCGCGCGCCAGGCCGUCCGCAGCGAGAUCUACAAGCAGGAGCUCGUCGACCGUGGCUACCCCGCGGCUCUGGGACUGCCCGCCCCGCCGAGCGACGUCGAGCAGCUCAAGCGCGUCCUCAAGUCGUAUGGUGGCUCGGGCGCCCGCGGGCUCGGCAAAGGGCUCUUUGAUCGGGUCUCGGAAGAGGUUCGAGACCCGGGCGUGCCGCGGGACCCCGUCUGGGUAACCGCGGGCAGCGUGAACCUCGCGCCCCUUCUUGCUGUGAGGAUCACCCAGGGCGGCUUGAACUGCGCGCCCCUUCUUGAGGUUUGGGUAUCCCGCGGCAGCUUGGGCCGCUUGAUAUGGGACGCAUUCUGGAUGUCGAGGCCCGAGAGGGUGCAAACGCUGUUCCACACCACAUCUGCAGCGAUGGAAGAGGAUAUAGAUGAGCUGCUGAAAAGGGCGUGA
Molecule: messenger RNA, 567 nt
Organism: Lasiosphaeria miniovina
Lineage: Eukaryota; Fungi; Ascomycota; Sordariomycetes; Sordariales; Lasiosphaeriaceae
Exons: 3
Coding region: 1-567 (188 amino acids)
Source: RefSeq, a predicted model, not a curated record